Aspergillus lentulus is the source of this 831-nucleotide messenger RNA. Lineage: Eukaryota; Fungi; Ascomycota; Eurotiomycetes; Eurotiales; Aspergillaceae. The record is from RefSeq and is a predicted model, not a curated record.
AUGCAAUCCACAGAAACCAUUCAAGCGGUGCAAGACUAUUAUGGAGGAUUAGCUGAGCGCGGCUCUGCGGACAAAUUUGAGGACUAUCAGACCAGCGUUGCGAAGGCGUUUGGCUAUAACCCAGAGGAUCUGAAAUCUCUUCCUGAGAAUGCGAAUCUUGGAGUCAGCUGUGGUAAUCCUUUGGCGUUGGCAAGCCUAAGAGAAGGUGAGACUGUGAUCGAUCUAGGAAGUGGCGGCGGCAUCGAUGUCAUUCUCGCUGCACGCAAAGUCGGUCCGAAGGGAAAGGCUAUCGGAGUCGACAUGACCAAAAAAAUGCUGGCUCUCGCCCACGAAAACGUCGAAAAAGCAGGCAUUACCAACGCUUCCUUUGUCGAGGGAUUCAUCACGGCUAUUCCACUCGAGGAUUCGACAGCUGACUGCAUCAUCAGCAACUGUGUCGUCAAUCUCGUGCCAAAAGAGCAGAAGAGCCUUGUCUUUCAUGAGAUGUUCCGGCUUCUGAAACCUGGAGGUCGAGUUGCGAUCAGUGACAUCCUUGCUCGGCAGGACCUGCCGCCCGAAAUCGCCAAUGAUUUGGCGCUGUAUGUUGGCUGCAUCGCUGGUGCAAGUCAGGCCCAGGAGUAUCAUGGAUAUCUGAAGGACGCCGGGUUUGGCGACAUAACGAUUGUGGACACUAAGGCAGACCUCACCGUCUACAAACAUAUGCCGCAAGAGAAGUCUGCCUGUUGUGGCAUGUCCGGCUCCGAUGUUCAAAACAAUGACAAGAUUCGAGACUAUGACUGUAAUGAAUGGGCUGGCUCCUACCAGAUAUACGCCGUCAAGCCAGCAUUGUGA